UGAAGGCGGUGAACCACAGAACGCACAGUCCACGGUUCGUCAGCAGUCGAGCUUACCGAGUCGUGCUCUGCGAACGCUUCCGAAGGGCGACUGAACCGACAUCAACAGACCUUAACUGAAAUUCUGCGAGAAUAUUACCCACGUGCGCUAAUUGGGCAUCGCCUGAACCAGUAGACCUUCACAAGUGAACAACAAUCGGGAACACUCCCUCCAACAACUAUGAACCUUGAUCUGAGAUGCCUUAGCGCCGGCCUUGUCCUGCUAGUCAUUCUUGGGGUCUCAUGGGCGGUGCCCCUGGACUUAUACGACCCCGACGAGUGGCACCAGAAUGAGGCGCAGGAAGAGGUCAAGAGGGACCGCUGGACUUACCCGGCGGUGCCUCCUCGGGAGACCCGCGGCCGUAAGAACUGGAGGUCCAACCCGUACAAGAUGCUGAACCUGGUGGACGACAGUGUCAAGACCUUCGAUUCUCGAAUCAUGCUCUGCGGCAAGGAUCAGGUUUGCAAACAAGCGGAGAAGAGGACUUUCAGAUGCCGCUGCCCCAUAUACACCUUCUGUGUGGCCGACGGCCGGCAGUACGACGCCACCUGCAAAUACAGCCAAGUGGGACUGGUCUACAACCAGCCCAAGUGGUGAUUCACUUGGCCAGCAGCUGCGUUAUAUUGACCCAGCAGCAUUGUUGGAGCGAGUGACAAUGAAAUUCAACCAGUUCAAUCCUAGGACAAGGCUCCGUGUACAAAAGUGUUCAUCCAACCUUGUAGAAAUGUUCAAGUCACCUGAAAGAGUUUCCAUGUUCUUUGUUUUUUCUUUCGGUGUCGGAUAUUGAAAUAGGCUGAUUUAAAUAAAGGGACAAUGAUUUCCUAGUUUUGUCGUGUCGCUUUGUCACCUUUGCUCAUUGUUUAUUGCCAAAGUUUUUUAUUUGGUAUGAGAAGAGUAUAAACAGUGGUUGGUCUGAUAAUUGUCUACGAAAUUAGUCCUAGUUCAUUUAUGUAGACCUGUGUUGAGAACCUUUGUUGUUACGGUCAUUGCCAUGACAAAUACAUGUACAUUUAUACCGUGACUACUGUGCUGAAACUGUAAGCUAGUGGCGAUAUAUUCAUCACGACCGUCUUUAUGCAGUCAAGAGCCCGUUUCCCAGACGACGACAUGUGCAUACAUGUGCAUUAUGCAGCAAUUUGAUGAGAAUGGUCAUUGUCUACUCCGGGCUGUAUUCGCGUGUUACGAACUCAACUUUCAUGAUGCAGGAGAAUGCGUGUGGAUUACUCAGAUCGCACCAAAAGUAAACGUUUACCAGUCUGCCAUCUUGAAAUCACCACGUGAUGCACGAGUAUGCUACCAGGUCUGAUCGACGGUUACCCACCGGGACACAAUCAAGUAACACACUCAAAUGCAGCCCAAGAUUCUCAGCACAUGCACAUUGUAGCCAAAUCGCUAAAGCUGUGUGGUACGAGCGUUCAAGUUGCUUCCACGGGCAAGCCGUGUGAGCUGUGUGUAAAACAAUCAAGGCUUUGGAGCGGAAGUUGAACCCGAGGCGGCUUAUGUAAGCUACUCGAACGCAUAGUAGACACGUGGGACCUGAAAUCAGUGUAGGACCCCUGUCAUUUUCCAAAGUAAUGCUCUGUUUUGUUCUGGGUUACACUAAUCGAUCAGAAAAUGAAAAAAAACGACGGAUUAAAGUGAGCGAUUGCACAACAAUUGUUUUUUUUUUUUAAAGCAUGUCUCUAUAAGGUAAAUUGGUCCAUACCUAAGACGGUGCUCUCCCCACUCUUAAGGCCAUUGUGAGUGAAUUGUAUGGUGACCCCGGGCUCAAAGUGGAAAGCGCUGAAAAUUUCUAGUCGCCCAGAAAUGUAACGUAUAUAUAGCCUUAAUUUCCUUGCCCGUGACUGAAAUAAAGCAUCCGUUGAAGGGUUUCAUUCUUCAGCGGAUAUAAUUUUGAAUGUCGCUGAUAUAAAGCUGUUUUUGCAGGUCUGUCGGUUCGGCUUUAGACAGGAGCACGGUUCUGAACCAGGCUAAUCAAGGGUUUUAUUCCCGUUUGCUUUUUUUGUUCAAGCACAAAUUUAGAGCGUCUAGGAAUUGGUUAAAUGUAGUUGAGAAAUUGUGAUUGGAUUUGAGCAGACUGUGUCUCCAUCUUUUGACUGACUCUCACAACGGUACCGGCCCGCCCAGAUCCUUGAUUAUUCUCGAUCAGGUUCUGGAAAGGUUAAAAUUACACUGAAAAUAGGACUUCAGUGAGCUUGUUUCAUCUCCAGAAGCCUUGUAAUGAGUCAGGCCUGAGAUCGCUAUGAAAAGUACAGUGGCAGGCAGCCAGCUGGCUUCAUUAAUCUGAGAAGACAAUAGCAAACUCGUCACCGAUGGGUGAGCAUGUACGAGGGCAAUAAAGAUUAAUCAUGAUAACGAGCACUAUCGCUCAUUUGUUGCUCAUUUGCAAUUUAUCGGAUAAAUUAUUAAUGAUAAUGCAACCAUUAACCCACCCCCGCUCAUUUUUGGAUUGGAUAAAUCGUUUAAUCAUAUUAACAGAAAAUGCUACUUGCAAAAACGAAGCCUGUACCCUUUGUCUACGCGUAGCAUUUGUUUCUCUAUCCAAUAAAAUUUCUGAAUGCUACGGCAAACCAUCCUGUAGCUUUGCACAAAUCAUCGAAGUCAUCUUUUAGCAUCGGCAAACCGAUGUCCAAGAUGUGCAAUGGCUGGUACAGCAAGUGCCGUGCAGUUAGACAACAAAGGAAAAAAACGUUUACAGUUUCCUAAUCAGGCAGUCGGGUCCCUUUUUUGUCCUAAGGCUACGAUCCCCACAUGAAUUAAAUGAAUCAUUAUGCAAUGAUAUGGCAGCUAAUCUUAUGUAUUUCCUGGGUGUAACUUGUAUAGCAUUAUUAAUUACUGACUUUGAAACUUGAAACCGGUUUGUUUCCAGCCUUAGUAUCAACAGAGGGCGUGCUAGCUCAUCCUUUCAGUAACUGUAGUUUUCUUCAUCGUUUUACCUCCUAACAGACCUUACAUUUGAUUUGAAGUUAUGACUAGCCAUGAGUUCAAACAACAGCACCAAAAACUCGCAAAGAGUUGCAAAAAUCAUAAGCAAAUAUUGAAACACUACAAAUGAAUAAUUCUAACUACUAAGUUACAAUGCUCCAAUUUUAACACUGCGGAAGCAGAAUGUGCGAAAUGUUGAAGGAAAACUUUUCCAAUCAGUCUCCCAUACAAGGUGGCAAUCAGUGUUUGUAAACAAAACCAGGGUCUACUCAGUUGUUCACAAACUACUCCAUUCUCGGGCCUCUUAGCCUUCAACUUAAUAGGCUGCUUUCUCUAUUGCUGUAACAUUUUGUGCCCUUCUUGUUUGUCUUAUCACCUGAGAAAUUGAAAUAAAAGUCGGAGUGAACACUUUU
Acanthaster planci (crown-of-thorns starfish) is the source of this 3377-nucleotide messenger RNA. RefSeq lists its product as uncharacterized. The record is from RefSeq and is a predicted model, not a curated record. Lineage: Eukaryota; Metazoa; Echinodermata; Asteroidea; Valvatida; Acanthasteridae.